Molecule: messenger RNA, 867 nt
Organism: Lethenteron reissneri (Far Eastern brook lamprey)
Lineage: Eukaryota; Metazoa; Chordata; Hyperoartia; Petromyzontiformes; Petromyzontidae
Product: phospholipase A2 A2-actitoxin-Cgg2a-like
Biological process (GO): phospholipid metabolic process; arachidonate secretion; lipid catabolic process
Molecular function (GO): phospholipid binding; calcium ion binding
Source: RefSeq, a predicted model, not a curated record
AUGGCUCGAGUCCUGUUAAUCGCUGCUGUCGUGCUUGCAAGCGUGAUGCUUGCCAGAGGACAGGAAAUUGAGCAUAAGAGAGAAAAACGAGCCAUCUGGAACUUUGCUUGGAUGAUCUGGAAAGUCGUGAGAAUAAAUCCGGCAGAGUACAGCGGCUACGGCUGUAACUGUUUAUUGACCGGUCAUGGAAAACCAGUCGAUGAUGUGGACAGGUGCUGUCAAGCUCACACAAAAUGCUACGAACAAGUCUACAAAAUGAAUUGCUCACCGGAUUGGGACCCGUAUUAUUUCUCCCUCAGAGGAAAAGCCAUACGCUGCACCCGUGGCGGACCGCCGUGCGACGUCCACACGUGCCGCUGCGACAAGGCUGCCGUGGAGUGCUUCGCUCGCAGCCACUUCAACCGACGCUACCGGAACUUCAACCGAAAGAGAUAUUGCAAAAAGGAAGACGACUAGACACAAUGGUCACAUUUAAUCCAACCGCAUUCACAUAUGAACAGUGAUGUUCCCAUGCAAUAUACGAGUUUACCCGAGACCAACAUGAUAAUGUAAAAAAUAUAAAUCUACAACAAAUAAUUUGGACAAUUAAUUUGACUUCUGAAUCAAGAUUGAAAUCUGGACAAAAUUUUCAAACGAUAAUUAUUUACAUGCUGUGUUGAUAAAAGAUACAUCCUGGCUGUUUUCCUCGUUUGUGUGUUCAGUAACUAGUGGGUAAUAACAAACAAAAAAUGGGCUGUUUAAAACUAUCUUGAUCAUAUGUGACUGCAAAGGUGUAAUUCUUUUGGUGAUGUACUCUAGUAAUCCAGUUGUCAAACAAAAUGUGUGAUGAUACCGCAUUUGACAGUGGUGCAAAAAAGCACAAUUAGC